CCCGUCAAACUAUGAACUGACCAAUAAACACAUUUUAUGGGUUUGGCCGACGAAGACACGCAAUCAGACAACAGGCUCCGUUACGCUAAACAUUUGCAUGUGAGAGUGAAUAAAUACCACAGCGACGAGACUCUUCAACAUUCAGCAUUUACUCAUCUGUGAAGAAGCAUCAUGCCUGAACCAGCCAAACCCGCGCCCAAGAAGGGCUCUAAGAAGGCCGUCACCAAGACCGCCGUUAAGGGAGGUAAGAAGCGCAGAAAGUCCAGGAAGGAGAGUUACGCCAUCUACGUGUACAAAGUGCUCAAGCAGGUCCACCCCGACACCGGCAUCUCUUCCAAGGCGAUGGGCAUCAUGAACUCUUUCGUCAACGACAUCUUCGAGCGCAUCGCCGGUGAGUCGUCUCGUCUCGCGCACUACAACAAGCGCUCCACCAUCACGUCGAGAGAGAUCCAGACCGCCGUGCGUCUGCUGCUGCCCGGUGAACUCGCCAAACACGCCGUGUCCGAGGGCACCAAAGCCGUCACUAAGUACACCAGCUCCAAGUAAAGCGCCGCUUUCAUCCGCCGCACACAAAGGCUCUUUUAAGAGCCACACACUUAUUCCACUAAAAGAGAUUCUCAUGUUUGGAAACAUUUACUGUGUUUGUUUAUUAUGAUUUAAAUUGACGCGACAUACGGCGUUUAAAAAGACAAUAUAUCGUUGCAUCAUAAAGAAAUCAUGUUUUAAAGUUAAUAUAAAUGUAAAGGUCUGAGUUUAGUUAUUGUUGCACGAUUAUCGCAGAAGGUGGCGGUAUUGUACCGGAUAUAAACUCAGAAAUGAAGAAAUCAGAGUUCGGUCUUCAGCUGCUUUAAGACUGAAAUACACUACAAGACUUUUGAUCAGUUUUCAGUCUGGACUUGUUACAGAAAGUCUGUGUCAGUCUGCAGAUUUGAUCAGUUUGUGUGUUUUUAUCUGAAACUUUAAUAAAGUCUGAAAGUGUUUGAUGUCUAACAUUAGAUAAGUCGAUAUCGAUUAUCAUAUCAGGGGGUCUCUCCUCAACCAGCACCAGUGUACCAGAUAGUCUUUGUAUAACUUUAACAUCCUGUCUUGAAAAUGUCUGCCCUCUCACCUUUAGGCCUGCACGUAUAACACUCUCUUGCCCCUGACAGUCUGAGACUAUGUGACCAUCAGAUCAAGUUAAGGGCUGCGGAGAGGAAGAGGUGCAAGUCUAGAGAUCCUGUUGACCUCAUUAAGUAUCAAUAUCUUCUCAACUCUUUUGUACUGACCUUGUACUGAGACUGAUGUCCUGCCUGUCAUUGAAAACUUAUGGCAGACAAGAGCUUAGUCUCUGUCAUCUGUCCUUAUUCUGCUUAACCUCUUCACUUGACACUGUGAACCACCAGAUCCUGCUGUCCUCUCUUUCUAAACUGUCCAUCUCUAGAACUGCACUCAACUGGUUUGACUCUUUUUUUUAAGUUACAGAUCCUUCAAUGUAUCCUGGAGUGGUUACAUAUCCAGAUCAGCUGACAACUCGAGUUCAUCAGGGACUGGUUAUUGCCACUCUGCCUUUAUCAAUAGACAACACCUCCCUGGGUUCAAGUAUUAAGGCACAGAUGUUCUCAUCAGUGGUGGAAAGAGUACUGAAAAUAUUGUAGUUAGGUAAAAUAUUUCUUAAGUCACAAUACUUUUACUUGAUUUCAAGUAGAAGUAAUGAAAAAUAAUGAGACUAAGUAUGAAUAGCUAAGUAGUUUGCUACAAAGUACUGUAUUUGACUAUUGUUUUUUCUAUUUUGAGCAUUAUGUAAUGGUAAACAUGCUCACGUAAUAAUUCACUGACUGAAUGACACUAACAUAAAGACAACAAGUGAGACUUAUUGAGUGAUGAGUAAAACUUGACUGAUGCAAUAUGCAGACCAUAAACACAUAUAUCUGUUCUUCAAGUCAUCUCUGGUAUAUACAUAAGAAUAAUGUGUAUUUAUGAUCAACACUGCCUGUACAGCAGUAUAGAAUUUUAUUAUUUUAUAUAUUUUCUGUCUCAGUGAUAAGAAGCAACUCAACCUCAAUAGUAACUUAUUUCAAAAGUAACAUCAUUAGUUUUAUGGAUGGCAAAUAAUUAAAGUGAUAAAGUGAUUGAUCAAGAAAUGAGGGA
Molecule: messenger RNA, 2127 nt
Organism: Triplophysa dalaica
Lineage: Eukaryota; Metazoa; Chordata; Actinopteri; Cypriniformes; Nemacheilidae
Product: histone H2B-like
Exons: 1
Coding region: 172-546 (124 amino acids)
Cellular component (GO): nucleosome
Molecular function (GO): DNA binding; protein heterodimerization activity; structural constituent of chromatin
Source: RefSeq, a predicted model, not a curated record